Cricetulus griseus (Chinese hamster) is the source of this 840-nucleotide messenger RNA. The record is from RefSeq and is a predicted model, not a curated record. NCBI's taxonomy places the organism in Eukaryota, Metazoa, Chordata, Mammalia, Rodentia, Cricetidae.
AUGCUCUCAUGGGUCCAAAAACGUGACACUUCUGAGAACAGAACCAGGCUAGAGACCCCACUGCAGGGCCCCAAGCAACGCUGCUGGUUCGUGUGGGACCCCCUGGGCAUCAUAUUUGCCAUGGCCACGUGGGCGCUGGUGCUGAGCGCUGCAUGGAUACUGGUCCGGGACCUGCUCAUACCAUCUAACAACAUAUUCUACGCCACCGCCAACGGUGUGGUCUUCCAUUUGCUAGCCUCCCUGGCACUCGUAUCACACCUAAAGUCUAUGCUGACUGAUCCAGGCUCUGUGCCCCUGGGAAACCCACCCGGGCCUGACACAGUGUUGUACUGUCCCCUCUGCCUCUCUGCUAUACCAGAGAAUGCUGACCACUGCACAGUGUGCAGACGCUGCAUUCGCAAGAAUGACCAUCACUGCCCUUGGGUCAACAACUGCGUGGGUGAGGACAACCAGAAAUACUUCUUGCUCUUCACUCUGUACAUUUGGCUUAUCUCAACCCAUGUGCUGCUGCUGCUGAGCAUCCCUGUGCUGCGCAGCCACGCCCAGGGAGAGCAGAAUGCCAGCAGCACCGUAUAUCCACCUAAGCCCAUCUUCUUUCUCUUGCUAGUGGCUUUGAUGGGCUUCAUCCUUGCCUUGGUGAUGUUCUGCAGCCAGAUGUGUGCCAUCUACAGAGACAAAACCACAAUUGAGAUGCUGUACCAGAACAAGCACUCUCGGGGAAGGCGGUCCAUGUGGGCUAAUAUGAAGGCCAUUUGCGGUCCCCGAGUCUCCCUAACCUGGCUCAGUCCUUUUCAUGCCCCAGAACGUUACAAAGUGAGUGAGAACCACGGUAUGGCCUAA